CUUCGUACAAUCAAGCUGUCUUUUAUACUGCAAAUCUUGAAUCGCCGACGUCCCUCUUCAUUUCUCAUUAGCUGGUUUUAAGAAUUGGCUCCUCAAAGACGAUCGCAGCGUUACGUAGGUGGCCAAAUGCAUCAAAGCAAUGCAGCCGCAACAGUGCUUUACGAUCACUCCAGUGGAGAGUCCUUGCACAACGCGGAUUCCGCCUCCGGCGGCGAUCCCGGUGAUGCCGUCAUGGCGCGGUGGUUGCAGUCCGCUGGAUUGCGGCAUCUUGCCUCUACGGGCAUCGACCAACGCCACCUUUCCGAUCUCCUCAUGCAGGGUUAUGGAGCACAAUCUGCAGAAGAGAAGCAGAGGCUUGUCACAUUAAUGAGGAACUGCAAUUUUAAUGGGGGAUCUAGAUCGGAGCCAUGCAUGCCAACUGGCCAAAGAUCAGGAGGGUUCUUUUCUCCAGAUUUCAGGGGGGAUAUUGGAUUUGGGCUUUUGGAUCUUCAUGCUAUGGAUGAUACAGAACUUCUGUCUGAGCAUGUUAUGCUUGAACCUUUUAGACCAUCACUAAUCAUGCCUGAUGUGAACAAAGCGUUGCAAAAUCAAUCUAGUACUAGCCAGCAGCAAAGAAAAGAGCAAGUUUAUUCAGAUGCCAUAUGCUCUGCCAGUGAAAAGGAGACCAGCACGAGGGAAAAUAAUGUUGCUAAGAUUAAAGUUGUGGUACGUAAAAGACCAUUAAACAAGAAGGAGAUUUCUCGGAAGGAGGAUGACAUAGUAAUUGUGAAGGAGAAUUCUUUAACUGUCCAUGAACCCAAGCUAAAGGUGGACUUGACAGCAUAUGUGGAGAAGCACGAAUUCUGUUUUGAUGCUGUUCUGGAUGAGCAUGUAACCAAUGAUGAGGUUUAUCGUGAAACUGUUGAGCCGAUAAUUCCCAUCAUCUUUCAGCGAACAAAAGCUACUUGUUUUGCUUAUGGACAAACAGGUAGCGGUAAGACGUUCACAAUGCAACCAUUACCUAUCAGAGCUGCCCAAGAUCUUGUUAAAUACUUGCACCAGCCAGUUUAUCGUGAUCAGAAAUUUAAACUGUGGCUUGGCUUUUUUGAGAUCUAUGGCGGGAAACUCUAUGACCUUUUGAGUGAGAGAAAGAGACUUUUUAUGAGAGAAGAUGGGAAACAACAAGUCUGUAUUGUUGGACUGCAAGAAUUUGAGGUCUCAGAUGUGCAAAUGGUGAAGGAAUACAUUGAGAAAGGAAAUGCUGCUAGAAGUACAGGCUCUACUGGUGCAAAUGAGGAAUCUUCAAGGUCACAUGCUAUUUUACAACUUGUCAUCAAAAAACACUCCAAGGUGAAAGAGUCCAAGCGGAACAACGAUGGGAAUGAGUCUAAAGCUGGAAAGGUUGUUGGGAAGAUUUCUUUUAUCGAUCUUGCUGGAAGUGAAAGAGGUGCAGACACUACUGACAAUGAUCGACAAACUAGGAUAGAGGGUGCUGAAAUUAAUAAGAGCCUUUUGGCUCUUAAGGAGUGCAUUCGUGCUCUGGACAAUGACCAGAUCCAUAUACCAUUCCGAGGGAGCAAACUUACCGAAGUGCUACGAGACUCUUUCGUUGGUCAUUCAAGGACAGUUAUGAUCUCCUGUAUUUCUCCAAAUGCCGGUUCAUGUGAACACACUCUCAAUACUCUGAGAUAUGCUGAUAGGGUUAAAAGUCUUUCAAGAAGUGCUAACUCCAAAAAAGAUCAGUCUGUAAAUUCCUUACCGCCAAGUUAUAAGGAUGCAUCUCCUGCCUCAGCUGCCUCAGAUGUAGAAGAUGCAUACGAGAAACCACAGGAAGUAAAAGUUGUCGACGUUGGUCCAAGGCUUGUCGACAAAAAUGUUUAUAAUCUUGACUUCGACAAUCGGCUGCCGUCGACGUUUUCUUCAAGCCAACCUUUCAAUAGGAGGGAGGAAAGUGGAACAGGUUCUGGCCCAACGGAUAAGGAGAGAUUUGAAGCGAGUAACUCUUAUGGUGGUUCUACAAUUCAAAGAACUUACUCGUCAACUUCUCAAACUUCAGUUGAUACGGAAGAGAAAGUGCAGAAGGUGUCACCGCCUCGUAGAAAAUCAACUAGAGAAGAAAAUUCUGAGAUAAUGGGGAACUGGAUCAAGAAUGAUGGAGGAGGAUCUGAUUUGUCUGCUACAAACUCCCGGCAGGCAAAUGCAGUUAAUUAUAACCGUACAAGUAGUUUUGGAAUCAGACCAUAUAAUCCAGAGCCUCGUACAGAUGGAAGUAUUAAUUCAGUACUCGAGGAGGAAGAGGCUUUAACUGCUGCUCACAGAAAAGAAAUCGAGGAUACGAUGGAGAUUGUUCGCGAAGAAAUGAAGCUUUUGGCUGAGGUGGAUCAACCGGGCAGCCAAGUUGACAGUUACGUGACCAAGCUGAGUUUUGUGCUUUCACGCAAGGCUGCCAGCUUGGUGAGCCUUCAAGCUCGCCUUGCCAGGUUCCAGCAUCGACUGAAGGAGGAGGAGAUACUAAAUCGGAAGAGAGUUCCUGGUUAAGAGCAGCUGUUCAUUCUCUGCUUUCAUUGCUGCAUCCAUUACCGUCCUAUAAUUUCAUAUCAUAGAUAGUCACGGUACUACUUGUCCCGGCGGUCAUUUACAUUAAAUAUUUCUACAAACAGAUAAGUUCUCUCAAACGAUGCCAACUUGGUUCCCAGCAGUCGAUGAGGCCUCCAAGACAGAAUUCAGCUUUUUUUGGCACAAAUCUCGGGUCAUUCAUGCCGGCAUUAAUCUUGCUGUUGGUGCUUAUUUGGUGGCAAUAGGGCGGAGUCAGGUUCACAUCUGUGAUGAAUCUGAUGCUUUCUAGUGGGGUGGCAAAGGGAAAUGCUUUGAGAAGUCAUUCGUAGAAAAACAGUGUUAUUUUUUGAAACCUUUUUCCUUGUUUAUUUUGCUUUAUAACCUCAAAGGGCACAUCAUUCGUGUCAAUGUAACAUUCUAU
This is a messenger RNA of Hibiscus syriacus, 2956 nucleotides long. Its product is annotated as kinesin-like protein KIN-13A. The coding region runs from base 127 to 2517 and encodes 796 amino acids. Gene Ontology annotation, biological process: microtubule-based movement. The transcript has 13 exons. The record is from RefSeq and is a predicted model, not a curated record. NCBI's taxonomy places the organism in Eukaryota, Viridiplantae, Streptophyta, Magnoliopsida, Malvales, Malvaceae. Gene Ontology annotation, molecular function: microtubule motor activity; ATP binding; microtubule binding.